Messenger RNA from Acomys russatus (golden spiny mouse), 956 nucleotides. It is a transcript of the gene Asb8, whose product is annotated as ankyrin repeat and SOCS box containing 8. NCBI's taxonomy places the organism in Eukaryota, Metazoa, Chordata, Mammalia, Rodentia, Muridae. The coding region runs from base 37 to 903 and encodes 288 amino acids. The transcript has 3 exons. Gene Ontology annotation, cellular component: cytoplasm; nucleus. Gene Ontology annotation, biological process: intracellular signal transduction. Gene Ontology annotation, molecular function: protein binding. The record is from RefSeq and is a predicted model, not a curated record.
GGCAGUUUGGAGCAUGCGGCCGCCCUCUGAGCCCUGAUGAGUUCCAGCAUGUGGUAUGUCAUGCAGACCAUUCAGAGCAAGUACUCCCUCUCCGAGCGCCUGAUCCGAACAAUUGCUGCCAUCCGCUCCUUCCCACAUGACAACGUGGAGGACCUCAUCCGAGGGGGAGCAGAUGUCAACUGCACGCACGGCACCCUGAAGCCCCUGCACUGUGCCUGCAUGGUGUCGGACGCUGACUGUGUGGAGUUACUCCUAGGAAAGGGAGCGGAGGUCAAUGCCCUGGAUGGUUACAAUCGAACAGCACUCCACUAUGCAGCCGAGAAGGAUGAGGCUUGUGUGGAGGUCCUAUUGGAAUAUGGUGCAAACCCCAAUGCACUGGAUGGCAACAGAGAUACUCCGCUUCACUGGGCAGCCUUUAAGAACAAUGCUGAGUGUGUGCGUGCUCUCCUAGAGAGUGGGGCCUCUGUCAAUGCCCUGGAUUACAACAAUGACACACCGCUCAGCUGGGCUGCCAUGAAGGGAAAUCUCGAGAGUGUCAGCAUCCUCCUUGAUUAUGGUGCUGAGGUAAGAGUCAUCAACCUAAAAGGCCAGUCGCCCAUAUCCCGCCUGGUGGCCCUGCUUGUUAGAGGGCUUGGGACAGAGAAAGAAGACUCCUGCUUCGAGCUCCUCCAUAGAGCUGUUGGACACUUUGAAUUAAGGAAAAAUGGCACCAUGCCACGAGAAGUGACCAAAGACCAGCAGCUGUGUGAAAAACUGACUGUGUUAUGCUCAGCACCAGGGACCCUGAAAACCCUUGCCCGCUAUGCUGUCCGCCGAAGCCUGGGUCUCCAGUACCUGCCAGACGCAGUGAAGGGGCUCCCACUGCCAGCGUCCCUGAAGGAAUACCUGCUGCUCUUAGAGUAGCCUGGAGGAGACAGUUCUGCCGCCAUGCAGACAGCUCAGGGUGAGGGUUUUUU